AUGGUUUUAAUAAAAGCGGAGAAUAACGAAGGGAAAAAUGUUGGGGAAGGUAAAUUUAGUCCAUUUUUUUUUGUUCUGUUUGGAGAUAUACAAUAUGGGAUGAUAAGAGGGAAUCACGGGUGGUAUGAAGAAAGAAAAUUACUAAAGGAAGCUAUAAAAAAAACGAACAAAUUAAAACCACCAUUUGUUGUAGCCAUGGGUGAUUUAGCAAAUAAAUUUCCUAUAGAUGAAUUACAGAAUGAACAAUAUAAAGAUUUAAAAACUGAUUUGGAAGAAUUAGAUAAAUCAAUCGAUUUAUAUGUUUUUUGUGGAAAUCACGAUGUUGGAAAUGAACCAACACAUGAGACGAUAAGUAAUUUUGAAAACAUUUGGGGAGACUCGUAUUACAGCUUUAUAUAUAAUAAUUGUGGAUUCAUAAUUUUAAAUUCUGCUGUUUUUUUUAAUGAGACUCAUGUACAAGAUUUAAAGGAAAAGCAAUUGUUAUGGUUAGAAGAAACUUUAAAAAACAUGGUUUCCAAAAAUGUUAAGCACAAAUUUUUACUUUUACAUCAUGCACUUAUGUAUGAUAACAUAUAUGAAGAUGAAAAUAUUGGUUUGAUCUAUGGAGAUAAGUUUCAUAACUAUUCAGAGAAAAACAAAUUUCAUAUUAAAAAGGAAACGAGAUUAGUUAUAUAUGAAUUAUUAAAAAAAUACAAAGUUAAUAAUGUCUUUUGUGCACAUUUACAUGGUAAUAGGGAGAAAAAUAUUGAUGCGAAUAUAAAACAAGUAACCAUUUCUGCAGUCGGAAUGCAGGUUACAAAUGAUCGUUCUGGUUUAUUAAUCGUACAGGUAUUAGAAGAAUGUGUGGAUUAUAAGUAUUAUCCAUUUCAAUUCGUUCCAAAUUUAAUAAAGGUUUAA
Plasmodium gonderi is the source of this 897-nucleotide messenger RNA. RefSeq names its product acid phosphatase. Gene Ontology annotation, molecular function: hydrolase activity. The record is from RefSeq and is a predicted model, not a curated record. The coding region runs from base 1 to 897 and encodes 298 amino acids. Lineage: Eukaryota; Apicomplexa; Aconoidasida; Haemosporida; Plasmodiidae. The transcript has a single exon.